UUUAAAAUUGGAAAUAAUCAUUUUUUAAAAUUAAAGAUCCGAUACUUUAACGAAGACAUUUCCUACGACUUGGAAUUAUCUCUCAAAAUGGCUGAAAAAAUAUAGCGAAAAUUGAAAACAGCGAAAACCUAUUUCGAGUCUAUUUUCACUCAGGUAAGCAACUUGUGUGGCAUAUCACGUGAUUUAUUUUGGAUUCUGAUUUUUAGAUUCAGCAACAUUUAAUUAUUCUGGAUUUACUUUUUUCCUCAAUUGUUCAAAGAUUUUCAUCGAAAAAUGGAUAACGAACCAUUUUCGAAUCCAUUAGCACCUCCAUCUGCUUUACCAUCCAAAACUGAAAAUCAUGCCGUCGAACGAUCACAACCAUUGACCAAUGAUGAUUUUCGUAAAUUAAUGAUGACACCGAGAUCUGUAAUGCACGGGCAAUCAGCAACACCUGGUUCAGUUCGUGGUUCGAUUCGAAACAAACAUGGCCGGUCUGGUUAUAAACCGAAAGUGGAACAAAGUGAAAAUAUUAAAAAGAAAAAAAAGAUAUACGAAAUGAUUCGAAAACAGGAUGGUGAUGUAUUAAAUGAAUUAGCGAAAAAAUAUCGCGAUCGAGCUAAAGAGCGAAGAGACGGAUCAAAUAUGGAUGCGGCUAGAAAUUCGGACAUAUUGACUAAUAGUACUGCUUAUCAUGCUGUUGGUCCGGAUAAUUUUGAUAUGGAUGCAACCGAACGACGAAAACAACUUAUACAGAAAUCAAAAUAUCUUGGUGGUGAUAUGGAACAUACUCAUUUAGUCAAAGGCCUUGAUUAUGCAUUGUUACAAAAAGUGAAAGCUGAAAUACAAACAAAAGAAGACGAGGACGAAUAUCUACGGGAACAGCAACAACAAGAAGAGGAGGCAAGAAAAGAAGAAGAAAGACAACAAAUGAAGAAAUAUUCGAAAAAAGAUUCCAGCACAUUCGAUGAUCAAGAUCGUUACGCAAUAAAAAAUAAAAAAGUUGAAAAUUUAUUGAAGAUUAUUUUCAAUGAAAAUCUACCCGAAAAAAAUGAAUUAUUUCGACAAGGAAGAAUGGCAUAUCAAUAUGAUCUAACCAAUGAUUUUCCCGAAAAUGAAAUACCAACCACUAUAAUUCGAAGCAAAGCUGAAUGUCCUAAUCUAGAUGCAUACAAUUCAAUCAGUACAAAUGAAAUUAUCAUGAAUAAAUUAAUUCAGAUUUGGACUCAUAUUAGGCAAGGAUCAAGUAAAAAACAACGAAGAAAAUUCGAAUCUUUACCCAGCUCAUCAAGGAAUGAAUCAUCAAUCAAACAGGACAAGACAAAAUAUCAAGAUGAUAACAUUUAUGAUGAUGUUGGUGAUUAUAUACCAGAUAUUAAAACAAAGCGAGUAUCAUCAUCAACUCGCGAAAACAAUGAUGGCAAACGUAAAUCAUAUUUUGAAUCUACAAAAAAAUUGAACAAAUAUGAAGAUCAUGAAAGUGGUAGUUCGAAACAAGCAGCAUUGGAAAUGGCUGCUUCGGUCGUUGGAAAUUUGGCUGCUUCGAAUAUGAAUACCGCCAUUCCUAAAAUUAAAAAAGCUAAACUACAACAAGAACCGGAAAGCUAUGCAGAAUGUUAUCCCGGUUAUGCUGAGAAUGAUGACGCUAUCAUCGAUACAGAUGAUGACGAUGAUGAUAAUGAUAAAGUCGUUAAGGGUAAAAAUCGACAAUCACAUAAUCGUUUUGAAUAUAAUGAUGAUGAUGAUGAUGGUGAUAAUGAAGAGAAAGAAAUGAAAUAUGGUAACUCUUCAAAAUCAUCUAAUGCAAACAAAACGAAACGAAUGAAAGAUGAAAAAGCUAAACUAGAUCGGGAAUAUCAGAAGAUUAAUGCAUUGAUUAAUAAGAAAAAACAAUCAGGUGAAAAGAUUGGAAUGUCAUAUAUUUCUGAACCUAAAAUUUAAUUCUAUUAAUUCGAU
This is a messenger RNA of Dermatophagoides pteronyssinus (European house dust mite), 1935 nucleotides long. It is a transcript of the gene beag, whose product is annotated as IC cytokine homolog beag. Lineage: Eukaryota; Metazoa; Arthropoda; Arachnida; Sarcoptiformes; Pyroglyphidae. The record is from RefSeq and is a predicted model, not a curated record.